Messenger RNA from Cicer arietinum (chickpea), 3377 nucleotides. RefSeq names its product protein FAR1-RELATED SEQUENCE 3-like. NCBI's taxonomy places the organism in Eukaryota, Viridiplantae, Streptophyta, Magnoliopsida, Fabales, Fabaceae. Gene Ontology annotation, molecular function: zinc ion binding. Gene Ontology annotation, biological process: regulation of DNA-templated transcription. The record is from RefSeq and is a predicted model, not a curated record.
GUAGCAAAUGAGUGGGAAGCGUUGAAGUGGGAAGUUGUAAACGUGUUUGUCUCUACACUCAACUCCUGAUUCUACGCUGUAAUUCAAUCUCUUCUUUCUCUCUAAACAAAAUCCCUAAUCACCAAACAAAAACAAUAAACGCUGCGUUUUAAUUCCACUCACAAUCACCACUUCAACUCAGUCAUAAUAGUCAAAUUCAAGGUAGGAUCUCGGAAAGAGUUGCUUGCGGCAGAACCGAGACGGGGCUUGACGGAGAAAUUGGUGGUGUGGUAUCUAACUAUCUGGUUGCAAACACUCCAACGCUCGUGUCAGUGAUUGAAUGAGGCGAGUGAGAUGUAGAUAAUGCUGGCAAUUUCCAUCAUUGUUGUAAAAGUAUAAGCACGAGUAAAUUUUUCUAUUCCUUUCAAGGGAAAUCCAUUGAAGUAUUCUUACCAUUAGCUACGCUACCAUGGAAGUUGAAGCAGUGGAUGAAGGGGAAAACGAUGAUAAACCCGCUUCAGAAAAUGACAAAUUUAAGAAAAACCAGGAACAGAUUAUGACCGCAAACUCGACUGAAAGACAAGUGAAUGAUGAAGAUGGUGAUGCAUGUAGGAAACCACAAGUGGGCAUGGUGUUUGAAUCUGAAGAGGCUGCAAAGUCGUUUUAUGAAGCAUAUGCAAGACAUGUAGGAUUUAGCCUCCAUGUUGGUCAAUUCAGUCGUGCUACGCCCGAUGGUCCAAUUAUAUCUUGGGAAUUUUCUUGUUCGAGGGAAGUAUUAAAAAGAAAGAAUGUAGUAAGUUGCAAUGCAAUGCUUAAGAUGGAGAGAAAAGAUGUGAAUUGGACAGUGACGAAAUUUGUUGAGGAUCACAGCCAUUCCCUAGCUUCCUCUAGAAAGGUGCAGUACCUUCGACCGCGUAGGCAUUUUGCAGGUGCUACAAGGAAUGUUAGAGAGACAUCCGAUGGCAGUAACGAUUCGCUUGUUUCUAUGAAUGGCAAUCAUUUAGAAUCGAAUAGUAUAGUUAGGAGUUCCUCUCCAGCAGAAAAAAGUCACUCGACAAGAAACAUUGGGUCUUUUGCUUAUGUAAGAUCAUCCCGAAAGAGGACUCUCGGAAAAGACGCUCAAAUUCUUCUGAAUUAUUUUAAGAAGAUGCAGGGUGAAAACCCUGGUUUCUAUUAUGCAAUACAACUUGAUGAUGAAAACUGCAUGACCAAUGUAUUUUGGGCUGAUGCAAGGUCAAGAGCAGCUUAUAAUUAUUUUGGUGAUGCGGUAACUUUCGACACAAUGUAUAGGCCAAAUCAAUACCAAGUCCCAUUUGCUCCAUUUACAGGAAUCAAUCAUCACGGUCAAAUGGUUUUAUUUGGUUGUGCAUUAUUACUAGAUGAAUCUGAGUCUUCCUUUACAUGGCUGUUCAAGACAUGGCUAUCUGCUAUGAAUGACCGACCUCCUAUUUCUAUAACAACAGAUCAAGAUAGAGCGAUACAGGCAGCUGUUGUGCAAGUGUUUCCAGAAACUCGUCACUGUAUCUGUAAGUGGCACAUUUUGAGAGAAGGUCAAGUAAGACUGGCUCAUAUUUACCUUGCUCAUCCUUCAUUCUACGGUGAGUUGUAUAGCUGCAUAAAUUUUUCCGAGACUGUUGAGCAUUUUGAGUCAACAUGGAAGUCUCUUCUAGAUAAAUAUGAUCUCCAGAAAAAUGAUUGGCUUGAGGCAGUGUAUAAUGCUCGCAAACAAUGGGCCCCUGUUUACUUUCGUGACACAUUCUUCGCUGCGUUAGCUUCAAACCAUGGGGUCACCUCCUUUUUUGAUGGCUAUGUAAAUCAACAGACAACCUUACCUUUAUUCUUUAAGCAGUACGAAAGUUCACUCGAACAUUCACUGGAAAAAGAAAUCGAAGCAGAUUAUGAGACCAUUUGUACUACACCGUCAUUGAAGACUCCAUCACCAAUGGAACAACAGGCUGCAAAUCAGUAUACUAAGAAGAUUUUUGCAAAAUUUCAAGAGGAACUUGUGGAAACUUUUGCUUAUACUGCAGAUAGAGUUGCAGAUGGCGGUGCGGUCAGUAAAUACAAGGUUUCAAAAUAUGAAUAUGAUUACAAGGCAUAUACAGUCAGUGUUACAUCAGAUAUCACUGGAGUGAAGGCAAAUUGCAGUUGUCAGAUGUUUGAAUACUCGGGCAUUCUAUGUCGACAUAUAUUGACUGUCUUCACUGUGACAAACGUUCUUACCCUUCCACCACAUUUCAUUUUGAAACGAUGGACAAGGAAUGUGAAAUACAGUGUUGGAGCAGACGAAAUCAUACAAGAUCCACUUAGCAUUGAAAAUCUCACUUUUCGUUUUAAUAGUUUAUGUCGAGAAGCCAUUAAGCUUGCAGAAGAAGGGGCAAUAGCUGUAGAGACUUAUAAUGCUGCAAUGAAUGCCUUAAGAGAGAGUGCUAAAAUGGUUAGUGUCAUGAAGGAAAAUAUCGCAAAAGUCACACCUCCGAGCACUCGGGAUAAUGGAAGCAAUCAAGAAGACAAUAGCAUGAAGAGCCCUUUAUCUAUCUCUGAAGCCAUCCCAUCAUUGUGGCCUUGGCAAGAUUCAGCGUUGCAUCACUAUAAUCUUAAUGACAUUGGGCUUCCUGUUAAUGAUCUUAAUCAUCCUUGUAUUCCUCCUGUUGACAAUUUCAAUGGCCCUCCGCAUAACGCAGUUGUCCUUACUUGUUUCAAGUCUAUGACUUGGGCUAUAGAAACUAAGAACUCAAACCCUUCCAGUAAAGUUGCAGUGAUCAACAUGAAGCUGCAAGACUAUGCCCAGAGUCCUUCAGGAGAGACAGAAGUACAAUUCAGAGUGACAAAGGUCACUUUGGAGCCGAUGUUGCAGUCUAUGACUUACAUCAGUCAUCAGCUCACGGCACCUGCCAAUAGAGUUGCUGUUGUCAAUCUAAAGCUCCAGGAUACAAAAACAAGUACUGGGGAAACACAGGUGAAAUUCCAAGUUUCCAGAGAUAUGUUAGGUUCCAUGUUGAGCUCUAUGGCCUACAUCAGGGAACAACUAUAAAAGUUAUACAAUAAAUUUUGGACACUUUCAACGGCGGAAAUGUCAAAGUGCAGUCUCAACGAUACUCUCACAUUCAUACUCAUAACAUUUUUUUUUUCUCAAGGUUUCCAUGUUGAUAAACAUUCAUGAUUCGUGUACCUUGGACCUUUCAAUAAUAGAUGGUGUAAUUACCUAGGAAUUUAUAGUAUAUCAACAAUGUUUACACUAGAAUUGGUUAGACUUUUUUUCUUUUCAUAUUAUGCUUUCCUUCUCAAGUUUUCUAGUCUAGCAUACCGAUUAUACACCAUUUCCAUUAUGGAAAUUUAUUUUGUACAUUUGACAUCUGAAUAACAAGAAUAUAACAUAGGAGCAUUGGCGAUUUCUA